GAAGGGAUUGAUAAUAGAAACUAUUUCUUUACAGCAAUACGCCAUUGCUAGUUCAACUAAACAAAUGUUCAGCAACGUUUCACUCCCUGCUAAAGAAAAUGAAAACACAAUUGAGAAAACAAUAAAAAGAAACAAAACAAGUUCUGAUAAUGACUAUAGUUUACAGUGCUCUCCUAAGAAGAAACACACUGAAACAGAAAACAAGAAAACAGAAAAAAGUGAAAUUGAGAAAACAGAAAAAAGUGAAAACGAGAAAACAGAGAAAAGUGAAAUUGAGAAAACAGAAAAAAGUGAAAACGAGAAAACAGAAAAAAGUGAAAUUGAGGAAACAGAAAAUAAUGGAUUUGAAAGACUUAAAUUUGACAAUCACACAACAUUUGAUAUAAAAUGUUCCGAAAGUAAACCCUGGAUAAGUAGCAUUGAUGAGCUUCCAAAUGGAAAUGUUGUUUUGACGGACUUUUGCAACUGUAAGCUGUAUGUUUAUAAUCAGAGUUUAGAGAUAUAUAAAGCCAUUGAUGUAAGUGGGAAACCUUGUGCAAUAGCAGUGAUAAAUAGUGACAAAAUUGCUGUAACACUACAAGAAAAGAAAUCUGUGGCACUAGUAAACAUUCUGACUAGAAAAACGUUCCGAUAUUUGAAUGUAGAAGACAGUUGCCAUGGAAUCACUUAUACCGAUGACAACCUCGUUUUAAAUUGUCUAGAAAAAGGGUUAACAAUUAUCAGUUUAGACGGUGCUGUGCAAAAUACUAUCUCUGAUGUUACAGGCGAAGCUUAUUUGUGUUCAUCUGACAAUGGUAAUAUUUACUGUGCUGUAUAUUGGUCGCAUAAAGUCUUGUGCUUCAAUAGACAUGGCGACGAGGUAUAUUCCUUUUCUAAUCUGACAAUGAAAUGUAUUAGAGGGAUAUCGGUUGAUCAUCAAGGACAAGUUUUUACAAGUGAGUUUGGUAAAAACAAAAUUCAUGUUAUUAAUUCCGAGGGAACAAAAUCACACGUGAUUCUCUCGAAAAAGCAUGGGAUAAACAAUCCGCUGUGCGUACAUUUCAACCGAAAUGACAUGUGUUUGUAUGUUUCAAAUAAUGACGGAGAAUCAGUUUCAAUGUAUAAAUUAGAUUCUUCUUCGGAAUAAAUAAUAAAUGAUGGUUUGUUUAUA
Molecule: messenger RNA, 1150 nt
Organism: Mytilus trossulus (common blue mussel)
Lineage: Eukaryota; Metazoa; Mollusca; Bivalvia; Mytilida; Mytilidae
Exons: 2
Coding region: 65-1126 (353 amino acids)
Source: RefSeq, a predicted model, not a curated record